AUGACUAUUGAAGUUUGUAGAAGUAUAUUCUCCGUGUUCGAAAUCAUCAAGAGCUGGUUCCGGCCAGCCCAGGAGCCUGUUGUCGAGAACAAGUGGGGCGCCAAUACAGUAACCUUGAAGCAGCCGAAUAGCCCUGCUACUCCGGCCAUGAAUCAGACCGUCUCAGAGCAGCCAGGAUCCCCAGAGUUCAUGGGCGUCUACAUCCAUCCGUGGUGA
Penicillium daleae is the source of this 216-nucleotide messenger RNA. RefSeq lists its product as uncharacterized. The record is from RefSeq and is a predicted model, not a curated record. Bases 1 to 216 code for a protein of 71 amino acids. The transcript has 3 exons. NCBI's taxonomy places the organism in Eukaryota, Fungi, Ascomycota, Eurotiomycetes, Eurotiales, Aspergillaceae.